This is a messenger RNA of Penaeus chinensis, 2342 nucleotides long. Its product is annotated as oxytocin receptor-like. Gene Ontology annotation, molecular function: peptide binding; vasopressin receptor activity. Bases 538 to 2061 code for a protein of 507 amino acids. The record is from RefSeq and is a predicted model, not a curated record. NCBI's taxonomy places the organism in Eukaryota, Metazoa, Arthropoda, Malacostraca, Decapoda, Penaeidae. The transcript is spliced from 3 exons. Gene Ontology annotation, biological process: G protein-coupled receptor signaling pathway. Gene Ontology annotation, cellular component: membrane.
GCGCGAAGCAGGAAGCGGGAGCUGCGGCCGGCAGUCUCGGCUGCUUCGGAAGAGCGGCCUCCUGCGUGCGAGCUGGCGUUGCUGAGAGCGCACUCUCUCGCGCUGCAUAUGUGGUCCAAUUCCAAGAACACAGGAGGAAAAGAAGAGGUUUAUUCUUAUUCGGAGUAACAAUUUUGCUAACAGUUAGAGCGAGUGAGGGAAAAAUGGAUAAUCUUCGAUUGAGAUGAAGUGACACCACUGACAGUCGAAUACAAACACCUGUUUCUAGUCAACAUGAAACGUGCUUGAGGAAGUGGCUCUUUUCAAGUACAAAUUUUAUAAAACAAUUUCAUGCCAUCGUUCACGGACUAACUUCGUGUGGCUUCGUUAACUCAUACAAAGGAAUAUUUAAAAAAAAAAGAAAAAUGAUGAAAUAAAGUUAAAUCAAGUUAGCGCCGCCAUAUAGCAAAGUAAAGCAUAGUUUGCUCCUCCUCCCCGCGUGGCCGCCGACCCAGCGUCCUACAUGCCUGAGGUUCCUACCGGCUCGCUCCUCUCGCCAUGGACUGGACCAGUUCGCGCAACGCCACCGCUCAGUCAGCGUGGGAUCCUCAUACCUUCACCGCUGACGCCAACGCUUCGCAGGCUUUCACGAGCGCCUUCGAGGACUACGGCAUGAUCAGCGACGUCGGGCCGAGCGUCGGCUCCGACUUCUACGACGGCGGGGCGUCCGCGGCGGGCGUGGGCAACUCCAGCGCGGACGACGUGGGCGCGUCCCGAGACGAGGCGCUGGUCGUGUGGGAGAUCAUCACGCUGGUCCUGAUCUUCACCCUGACCGUGUUCGGCAACGUGGUGGUGCUGUUCAUGCUGCUGGUGCGGCGCAAGAAGCUCACCCGGAUGUGCUACUUCAUCCUGAGCCUGUGCAUGUCCGACCUCAUCACGGCCUUCCUGAACGUGCUGCCGCAGCUCAUCUGGGAGGUCACCUACAGGUUCCACGGCGGCGGGUUCCUGUGCAAGGCGGUCAAGUUCGGCCAGCUGCUCGGGCCUUACCUGAACUCGUACCUGCUGGUGAUGACGGCGCUCGACCGCUACCAGGUCAUCUGCUACCCGCUGUCGAACUGCUCGUGGACGCCCCGCAGCUCCAAGAACAUGAUCUUCGUGGCGUGGGUGCUGGCGCUCGGCUCCUGCACGCCGCAGGUCUUCAUCUUCAGCUACCAGGAGGUGGCCGCCGGGACGUGGGACUGCUGGGCUUCCUUCAUACCGCCGUGGGGCACGAAGGCCUACGUCACGUGGUAUGCUCUCUCCGUCUUCAUAGUGCCUCUCUUCAUCCUCAUUUUCGUGUACUCCUGCAUCUGCCGGACGCUGUGGGUGAACUCUAAGCUCAAGCAGAUGGACGACCACACGCGGCGGAGGCGCAACACGCGGCGGCCGCGCCUCCUGGUCCACCUGCGGCCGCAGAAGCACCGUAGCGACGGCGAGGUGUCCACCUGCCUCCACGAGCCGUCGCUGCAGAGGGAGGAGCUCUCCGCGCCGAGCAGCGCCUCGGCCCACACCAGCCCCGGCGUCGGCCACAAGACGUCGACCUCGCUGGCCAACGGCGCGGGCAGCGGCGUGACGGCGCAGAACAUCCGCCAGCAUCCGUGGAACCCGCGCUCGCACUCCGUCAAGAGCAUCAGCCGCGCCAAGAUCAAGACCGUCAAGCUGACAGUCACUGUCAUCCUCUGCUACGUCAGCUGCUCGGCGCCCUUCAUCUCCGUCCAGCUGUGGCACGUGUGGGACCCCAACGCGCCCUCGUCGCCUUUCUACAAUGGCGCGGCGUUCACCAUCCUCACUCUUCUGGCGUCGCUCAACAGCGUGGUGAACCCGUGGAUCUUCCUGGGCUUCAACGAGAACCUGACGCAGCUCCUUCGGUCUCUGUGCGCGUGUCGCCUACCCUCCCGGUGGGGGCGCUGGCGAUCCCCGACCUUCAGGAGCUCGGACAGCACCAAGAACUUCCGCCUCACUGUCUUCACGACCACCGAGGGGGACAACCUGACUUUGAGACGACCCUCGGUCAGCAACAGACUCACGACCACUUCCAAUUAGCGAACUCGUGUCGUGUCAUGCGCCAUGCUCAGUUGGUGCAUAAGCAUGUUGAUUAUUAACUUUUGUUAGGUGUUCUGUUGACUCGCUGCCUGGAUGACAUGCAAGAGUAAGUGGCAGAAGCGAUUUGCUCAUUGAUUUACCUUUACUUUCAAAAGCACAAAUAUAGUAAAAGGAAGGAUUCAACUAUGAAAUAUUCCGUGUGUACUUUGCAGUUCUUUAGUUCUGUGAUAUGAUUUUGUUUCUUUAAUAUGUAUUUGCACAACGGCAUUGGCAAUGCGUGC